AUGGAUAAACUAAUACGUCCUGUUUUUACUUUAGACCUUAACUAUAAAAUAGAACCUGGGUUAGUUACUAUUGCUAAAUAUGAUGGAACACAUCCAUGUGUUACUGCGGCUACUACAGCUGGAAAGGUUCUUAUUCAUAGCCCUCAUAGAAGAAAUGCAGUUACCACUGGACGAAUGAUAUGGUCGGAAUCAAAUAAGGAAAUAGCUACUUUGAACGUAAAUGAUUCUAUAACAGCUCUUUGCUCUGGACAGUUUCUACCAGAUAAUGAUAAGGAUAUACUUGUAAUAGGAACUUCUACAAAUGUCCUGGUUUACCAUGUUCACGAUAACAAGGAUGUGUUUUACAUGGAUUGUUCAGAUGGAGUAAAAUCUUUAGCAUUAGGAUCCUUCAGGGAUAUGAAAACUACAAUUUUAAUGGUGGGUGGUAAUUCCUCUGUUCAUGGAUAUAACCACAAGGGGGAAGAAGUAUUUUGGACUGCUGUAGGUGAUGUAGUUACAUCGAUGAUCUUAAUGGAUUAUAACAAAGACGGACUUAACGAGUUAAUUGUAAGCUCAGAAGAUUACAACAUAAGAGUAUUUAAAGAUAAAAUAUUAACAGAGCUAUCCGAAACAGAAGUGGUUACAAAUUUAACUGCUUUACCGGAAAACCGAUUUGCUUAUUCUGUAUCAAAUGGUACUGUGGGAGUUUAUGAGCAAGAAGUAAGAUUGUGGAGAGUUAAAUCUAAAAACUUUACUAUAUCGUUAAAAUGCUACGAUCUGCUUGGGCAAGGCAACAUGCAACUUAUUACUGGAUGGUCUAAUGGUAAAAUAGAUUGUAGGUCUAUAAAAACGGGUGAAGUAUUUUUUAAGGACAAUAUGAACCAUGGAUUGGCAGGUGUGGUCGAAGGGGACUACAGAUCUAAUGGAAAAACAGAUUUAAUAUGCAUUUCAGUAGAUGGAGAAGUCAAAGGAUAUACAACAACAAAGAUUAUGCCAACCAUUCCUGGUGUAACUAUGGAACAAGAUACUAUAAGAAUGUUAUUGGCACAAAAACAAUCAUUAAUGAUGGAACUAAAACAUUAUGAAAAUAACACAAAGUACAACGAAACUGUGACAAAUCAAACUGAAAGUUUUGAAAGCCAGGGAGUCAUACCAGCUAAUACUAGAUUGCAAAUUGCUAUAAACACUAAUGAAGGAAAACCUAAUGUCAAACCUCAUGUAGAAAUAUUCAUUGCAACCAACAACACAACAAUAAUAAGAGCGGUAAUGAUUUUCGCUGAAGGAAUUUUUAAGGGAGAGACACAUGUUGUACACCCACCCGCCUCACAACUGAAGUCUGAAGUUUCCGUGCCUUUAUACCUAUUAAAAGAUACACCCGUUGAUAUACACAUAAAAGCUUUAAUAGGCUUCCCAAACAGCAUUCAGUUUCACGUCUUUGAAGUAACAAGACAACUACCACGUUUUGCCAUGUACUCGCUUCAGAGAAAUAACUUCCCUGUGAAACCAAAAGAAUUUGUUGAAUUUCGAGUUAAUGAAAGAUUGCAGAGGAUUUGCAUGUGGAUAAAUCAAAAUUUCUUGUUUUCUUCAGAUGUUGAGUUCGAGUCUGGACCCAACUUGAUUUUAAACCUAAGGAACUUGCGAAAUAACCAAGAAAUUGUCUUGAUUUUUGAGAUUUCUGGUAAAGUUACUUUACACGCUGAAAACUUGGGUUUAGCUGCGGAUUUGGUGCAAUCUUUGGGGUCAUUUUUAAACUUAGAUAACUUGGAGUCCAAAGCCAAUUUUCCGAGCGAAGAAGAAAAUAUACAAAAUUUCAUGAAAAAACUACAAGAAAUCCAGGAUGCUCGCUUAAGACUUGGAACUGAUGUAGCAGAUCGUUUGGGACAAAUAAGAACAUUGGUGAUAAGAGCAGAAGAUGCUAGGUUAAAUGACUUAAAAGAGAUGCCCAAAUAUUACAAUGAACUUAUGGUUUUAAAUAAGGAAAUUAUAAAUGGCAAUAACAUAAGAUUGCAUAAUUAUAAUGAAGGUGUGGAAAGUAUGAAGAAGAUUAAUGCAAUAAUACAACAAGCGUCAAGAUUAAGAGGUAAUAUAUUUGUAGUGGAAUUAGAAAGUCGACUUUGA
Molecule: messenger RNA, 2097 nt
Organism: Brassicogethes aeneus
Lineage: Eukaryota; Metazoa; Arthropoda; Insecta; Coleoptera; Nitidulidae
Source: the annotation of a GenBank genome assembly